AUGGAUCCCUCCGACGCCAGCUACAUCCCUGAUGAACCAGUCCUGGGAACUUUUCUCAUCAAUCUCGGUGAUCUCGCCACAGUGUGGAGCAAUGGGAAGCUGCGGCAGGGGGUUGAGCAACGAGAUGGCGCAGCUGGAGGCGGCUCUCUGGUCGACGAUGGCGGUGGCGGCGAGGAACGAUUUGCUCCCCAAGGCGGCAUUGCAGCCGGCACAGGAGCAGCAGGGGUUUGA
Molecule: messenger RNA, 231 nt
Organism: Linum trigynum
Lineage: Eukaryota; Viridiplantae; Streptophyta; Magnoliopsida; Malpighiales; Linaceae
Source: the annotation of a GenBank genome assembly